Thlaspi arvense is the source of this 642-nucleotide messenger RNA. The record is from the annotation of a GenBank genome assembly. Lineage: Eukaryota; Viridiplantae; Streptophyta; Magnoliopsida; Brassicales; Brassicaceae.
CUCUUUGCUGGGUUUUUUCGCAGUUCCGGUGAUCGGGAUUAUACUGAGAUUGUUGUUGUUCGUCAUGGAGAAACAUCUUGGAAUGCAGAGAGAAAAAUCCAGGGUCAUUUGGAUGUUGAGCUAAACGAUGCAGGAAGACAACAAGCAGUGAAAGUAUUUCUGAUCAAAAUUGUCUUUAUAGAGAUUGAGCUGUACAUAAUGUUGAUGCAGGUACUUACUGAUCGUGAUCUACGGGAGAGACAUUUAGGGGAUAUGCAAGGUCUUGUGUAUCAAGAAGCUUCCAAAAUUCGUCCUGAAGCUUACAAGGCCUUUUCAUCUAACCGCACAGACGUUGAUAUUCCGGGUGGAGGAGAAAGUCUUGACAAACUUUAUGAUAGAUGUACAUCUGCGUUACAGAGAAUCGGCGACAAACAUAAAGGUGAGAGAGUGGUAGUAGUGACACAUGGAGGUGUGAUUCGAUCACUCCACGAAAGAGCUCGUCCAAGUGCACGAAAAGUUGAAAAGAUUCUCAAUACAUCGGUUAAUGUGUUCCGUUUAUUCGACGGAGACAAAUGGACAAUCCAAGUUUGGGGAGAUGUGACUCAUUUGGACCAAACCGGUUUCUUACAAUCCGGUUUUGGUGGUGACAGAACCUCUGGUUAG